AAGAGCGGUGGCUACGGUACCCGUGGAGGCACAAACCUUAUCUUCAAACAAAAGCGCGAAACGCUUUCACCUCCCCAGUCAGUCCGUGCGGAUCGCAACUCAGUGCAGCCUCAUCUCGGAGAACGCCAUUGAGAAAGAGUGAGUGAAAGAGAGAGAGAGAGCUAGAGAGAAAUAGAGCAGAGCAGGGAAGAGCAGAGCAGGGGAAGAGAAAGGAAAGAGACAGAGCUACAUACUCUGUGAAAAAAGUGUCCAUAAUUCGUCACCCUUUCUUUCUCAAUUUCCAUCACAAACCCUACCGGCGCUUGGAUGAACCAAAACCUAUCGAUCAGUCAGUGCUACACCUGGAUCUCCUGACCAGCUCCGAGCAGGCAUGUCCCGAAGGAAGCAGAGCAACCCCAGGCAAAUUAAACGUCCCCUAGAGGAUGGCGCCCUGGGGGAAGAAGAGGAGUGUGUGUCAGAGGAGAACGAGCUCAUGGCCAAAGAUGAGUUCUCGACAGAGGAGAACUUCUCAGCAGAGUUUGAGUCAGAAAACAUGAGCUGUGGAGACAUGGAGUACUUCUGCAACAAAGGUGAAGAAGAUGGCAGUGGAGAAGCAGGGGAGUCAGACAUGGAUGGACAGAGUGAGAAGACCAGACACCCAGCUAUAGGACCAGAGGACUGGGAUGGACCAAGAGAGCUGGAUGCGUUCCACAAGGAUGGAGAGCGUCGGAUCCACAGCCGGCAGCAGCUCCCUGUGGGUACCACGUGGGGACCUUUCAACGGGAAGAUUGAGAUGAACAUUGAUGGCAGCGGCAUGAAGAUGAAGAGCUGUGUACCGGUGGUGCUCAGCGCCGGCCCCAGGUGGCUGCUGGAUGUGACUUGGCAAGGAGCAGAAGACAACAAAAAUAACUGUGUGGUGUACAGCAAAGGUAAGCUCCAGCUCCAGACUGCU
Messenger RNA from Coregonus clupeaformis (lake whitefish), 931 nucleotides. RefSeq names its product zinc finger protein ZFPM2-like. Lineage: Eukaryota; Metazoa; Chordata; Actinopteri; Salmoniformes; Salmonidae. The transcript has 5 exons. Gene Ontology annotation, biological process: negative regulation of transcription by RNA polymerase II; cell differentiation; heart development. The annotation marks the transcript as partial. Gene Ontology annotation, cellular component: nucleus. The record is from RefSeq and is a predicted model, not a curated record. Gene Ontology annotation, molecular function: RNA polymerase II-specific DNA-binding transcription factor binding.